CACCACCCACUCCACUACUACCAACGACUCAUAGGAGCUCUGUGGAUGUGCAUACAACAAUCUACACCCAACAAUAACUCUCUCUCUGUCUGUGUGUCAAACUAAUUCUGAGGCAGAAAUCAUAACGAAAAAAAACGUCAUGAAUUCUAGGGUGGUAGCUCGUUCCGCGAUUUUGUCGCUGAUUCUGACUUGCGCCACAAUUAUGGCGACAGACACGGACAAGUGUUUCGGCGCGGGGGACGUUCCCAUCGAUGGUCACAAUUUAACGGGAAACUGGACAGAAAGUAAAUUGGAGUUUACCUUGGCCAUGUUUCAUUCGUUGUACGCUGGGGAAAAUCUGUUCUUCUCGCCGCACUCGAUCCACCAAGCCCUCGUGGUGGCCUUGAUGGGGGCGCGUGGCAAGACGGAGGCCCAACUUAGGAGCCUUCUUAACUUGGAAAAUGUUCCUAAAGUGUCGCUACUCCAACAUCUUCGAGCGGAUGGGAUGCAUCGGGAUUCCAUCUGUCCGUCAAGUCCUGGGGUGGAACUCCGCGUCGCCAAUAAGAUCUUUGUCGACAAGAGUGAACCUCUGCAGGCUUGUGUGUUGACGCAUUUAGGCCCAGAAGUGGAACAGCUCGACUUGGUGAAUGAUACGGAAGGGUCGAGAGCUAUCAUGAAUAAAUGGGUUGAGGAAAUCACUCACAACAAAAUCUACUCCCUCGUCCCCCCACUGCCGCCCAACUCUCGCCUCGCCAUCGUUAACGGUGCCUACUUUCGCGGCGUGUGGGAACACCAGUUCAAAAAGAGCAAGACGAAACUCGGCCUUUUCUACUCCUCCCCCACGGAAGUCGUCCCCACCUACAUGAUGCACACCAAGGGCUACUAUCACCACGGAGCGUCCCCAGAAUUGGGCGCCUACGUGCUGGAGCUUCCCUACGAGGGGGACUCGAUGUCCCUGGUUCUCCUUCUCCCUCCAUUUUCGCCAGGCGCCAUCACCCGCACAGUGACCGCCCUGGGUCGUGGUGGCCUCAAAAGAGCGAUGGAAGAAUUGGCAGGAACAUCGUUGGAGGUCGUCCUGCCAAGAUUUUCUCUUUCCCACACCCUCCCACUCACCCAGGCCCUCACCGACCUCGGGUUGACGUCCCUCUUCAACCGGAGUGGGGCUGAACUUGGUGAUUUUUCCACAAAACCGGAAGGUCUCUUUGUGGAGGAGGCGAUUCACAAGGCGUUCCUCGAAGUGAACGAGGAGGGGGCGAGUGCAGGGGGUGGGACGGCGCUGAUCGGCACGAGGAGUGGGCGCCCAUUGGAUCAGAGUCGCUUCGUGGCGAAUCAUCCCUUCAUUAUGGGCGUUUGGGACAAGUGUCGGGAGACAAUGUUGUUCAUGGGAGUGUUGCACAGGCCGCAGACGAAGGGACAAGGAGGCGAAGGGUCAGAAGAAAAUGCGACAACGACGACUACGACAGAGCAAGUUAACGUUAAUGAGAAGAAAGUAUGAAAGAAUAAAUAGUAAUAAAAUAAAGAGAGAGUGAUAAAAAAAGUUGGUGUCUUAA
Messenger RNA from Folsomia candida, 1529 nucleotides. Its product is annotated as serine protease inhibitor 88Ea. Gene Ontology annotation, molecular function: serine-type endopeptidase inhibitor activity. The transcript has 4 exons. NCBI's taxonomy places the organism in Eukaryota, Metazoa, Arthropoda, Collembola, Entomobryomorpha, Isotomidae. Bases 140 to 1474 code for a protein of 444 amino acids. The record is from RefSeq and is a predicted model, not a curated record.